AUGGCAAGGGACAACAAGUGCAACCCUGACCCUUCUAAAUGGAAGAUCAAGCCGAAACCCAACCCUAACGUUGGGCAAUACAAACUAUCCAAAUCCAUGAUCCGCACCAUGCUGAACGACCCCAACCGACCAGAAGACUUGGCUGACACCACGCGAGUAGAGGAAGUAAAAGACAAGCCGACAGGGAAGCGUCCAGGUGAGGCGAGGGAUGAGGCCGACAGCAGUACUCGAGGCCCAGCGGACCCAGUGCUGAACUGUUUUAAAGCAGAAGGGAGACCCCCAGCCUUGCUGAAAUUCGGUGUACAGGGGAUUACCACUGCCACAAAUGGCAGCAAACCCCAAUCCCAAGCCAGCAGGAAACCCGGUAAGCCAAUUGAUGAACAGACUGAAGUAGUGUGGAACGCAGAUGCGGCAGCGAAACAGCAUUCACAAUGCGCGGCUGCCUCAAAACAGGUUGACCCUCACGAAAUCAAGAAGAACAGCGACCAAAUGCUGCCCCAGGGUCCUUUUCAACCUGGCAACCAAUUGCCGCCACAAGCACUGCCCCCCCGACCCAUAACAAUUGAGGAAGUCCCUGACGAGGAAGAUGACUACAGCUACCUACACUCCAAGGAGGCAUGCGCCGAGGCGAUGGCCCGAGCCCAGAUCAUGGAAGGCCCUCGGCACACUGGGACUAAAUGCCCGCAGGCCUAUCACCCCCACCAGGACCGACCGGAGUGGAUUUGCAGAGGACUACGAAAUGCGAGGACACUGGAAGAGCAGAAGGAUAUACUGAGGAGUUGGGUACACCCGUCGAAGAGGAGAGAGGUGGUCACGGAGACCAUCUGGAGGCUAAGGGAGGAGGAGGGUGAGAACACAACCCGGACCUCCCUGGGGUUAGACGAGCUCGAAGAACUCCGAGCUCCUCCCCAGUACAUCUGA
This is a messenger RNA of Desarmillaria tabescens, 921 nucleotides long. RefSeq lists its product as uncharacterized. Bases 1 to 921 code for a protein of 306 amino acids. The transcript is spliced from 2 exons. The record is from RefSeq and is a predicted model, not a curated record. Lineage: Eukaryota; Fungi; Basidiomycota; Agaricomycetes; Agaricales; Physalacriaceae.